UUUCGAAUAUUCGCGCCGAACGUUACAAACAUCACGCCACCUUGCGAUGAAAAGUAGAAUCCGCAGUGAACAAAGAGAGCUAGCUAGCCACUACUAGAAAUUAAGGUUGUGUUUUAUCUCUGUCCGACGAGCGCGUACGGGUCGAGCGCGAAUGGGACGCCUUCUGCACUUUCGGCCAUCAAUUCAUAACCAUCUUUCUUUCUUGUGCAACUGUUUCUUGUCGGUCGUGUUCUGUGAUCUAGUGUUAAUGCAGGAUGGACGCCAUUCGCGCGAGAUAAUUCCCAGUCCUGCCGUGUAGAUAGUGUUGCGCGUGAAGUGCCGGGAGUAUGCUGUAGUGUCUGGUGCGUCAGGGUGGUCUCAGUGCGGCGAGGAGGUUGGGAGGUCGGGAGCUAGGGAGGUCGGCGAAGGCGCUCGGCGAUCGGCUGGGCAUGGCGGGCGCAAGUUAGCGGGCGGGAGCGGCGUCCGCUCGCGCUCCGCCGCCGGCCCGAUGAGCGGGGCAUGCUCGGCGCGGCGGAGGUUUUAUGGGUAUUUGUGUGAGCUGCCGGCGCCGCGAACGGAAGGCACCCGAAAAGGGUUGGGUGCCGCGAGGACCCGCGAAGGGCGCGGCGGCGGCCGAACUGCUGCCACGGCACGCCGACCUGCCAGCCAUGGCAAACUCUAUCUCAAGCAUCAAGAUGAAUAACCCCUUCAAGGUCAUCGUCAGCAAACAGCGGAAACGCUACACAAAGAACGGCUUCAAUUUGGACUUAGCAUAUAUAACUGACCGUCUAAUAGCGAUGGGUUUCCCCGCGGAGAAGCUGGAGGGUGUCUACAGGAACCACAUCGAUGAGGUGUACCGCUUCCUGGAGCAGAUGCACAAGGGACAUUACAAAAUAUACAACCUAUGCUCCGAGAGGUCCUAUGAUAAGAGCAAGUUUCACGAUAGGGUGGUGAGGUACGCGUUUGAGGAUCACGCGCCGCCGAAGAUCGCGCUCAUCCAGCCGUUCUGUGAGGAUGUGCACAAGUGGCUCAGCCAGGAUCCCAGGAACGUAGCCGUCGUGCACUGCAAAGCGGGCAAGGGACGGACAGGCACGAUGGUAUGCUGCUAUCUGCUGUACAGCGGACAGAAGGCGACCGCGGAUGAGGCGCUCAAGUUCUACGGCACAGAGCGGACGUACGACGAAAAGGGCGUGACGAUACCGUCGCAGCGGCGCUACGUGGAGUACUACGCGGCGCUGGUGCGCUCGGGGCUGCAGUACUCCGCCACCAAGCUGCACGUGCGCGAGCUGCUGCUCAGUCCGCCGCCCACGCUCAACGGCGCGCAGUGCACGCUCGAGCUCAGCGCCACCCAGCUCGACCCGCCCUUCAAGACGUCCCUGGGCAGCCAGGAGGUGCGCAAGGCGGCGUCGUGCGUGCGCGUGCCGGUCGCGCACUGCACGCCGCUGCGGGGCGACGUGCGCCUCGAGCUGCACUGGAAGCCCAAGAUGAUGCGCCGCGACAAACUCUUCCACUUCUGGAUCAACACCUUCUUUGUGGCCGCGGCCGUCGGCGCAGUGCGCGUGCCUCCGCCCGACGACAGUCCGAACUUGGAGACGUUCAAGCUGACGCUGAACAAGUGGCAGCUGGACGACGCGCACAAGGACAAACAACACAAACUCUAUAGCUCCGAUUUUAAGGUGGAACUGAUAGUUCAGAAGCAGCCGUCGUCGUCGACGUUCAGCGGUCACUGCGGGCGCGCGCCCUCCCCGCAGUACUCCUCCUCCUCCUCCGGCUCCGAGCCCGACACCGAGACCGACGGCCACUGGGACUCCGGGCCGGGCUGCGAGCGCGUCGGCCGCUACCGCCAGCUGUCCCCCGACGACGCGCCGCACACGUGAAUCCACGUACUUGUGAGUGUGGCACGUGGGGUGCGUGGGGCACGUGGGGCACGUGGGGCUCACCACUUCUAUAAAAACCGCUUUACUCUCCCCUCCACUAUAUGGCAAAGGCUUGAACUCUAAUUCGGUGUCGUAAAGACUAUUUUCCCUUGAAGCCUUUACCCUAGUGACUUUACAAACUCGUAGUGUUCUAUGUGUGUCUAAAAUGUGUAGAUAUAUGAAUAUAAUAAAAAUAAUAACGCGGGUUGUGCCAUUGCCCAGGCGGAUGUUGGACGUCGAAGAUCUUUUUUUAUCUGGAAAAAAAAAGAAAUGUGAUAAUAUGGAGUGUUGUAUGGAAGAAGUGAGUUGUGUUGAGCUCUUAAUGUUUUCACUUUCAGUACACUUGAUCUAUUCAGUGUUUGGUACUUGGAAAGUUGAACAAAAUAUUUUUGUUCUGUUAAAUUUCAAAGUUUAUACCACAUUUGGUCCUUCGAGUCGGAUAAAGUAAAGAGUUUUACAUCACAUAAAAUUAUAUUCAGAAUUAUAUUUUAAUUUAAUCAAAUUCAAUUUAAUGAGUUACAAACAGAUAUAAAAACGGCAAAACACUGACUCUUAUUCGUCCGGUGCCGGCACCGACUAGUUUCGAACCCAUCGGGUGCCCUUCAACAGGGUCAGUGGGAUUGGUAUUCGCGGAUACGACCCGUCGCUCACUGUCGGUGCCGCCACCUGACGAAUAUCUGUGAGUGUUUAGCCGUUUUUAUAUAAGUUUUAAUAAUUUAAUGAGUUACAUUGACAUUUUUUAACUUACAGUAUGUAUUUUUUUUAUUAAAUCAAUUUGGAUCAAUUUGAAGUGUAAUGAAAGUGUAAUCAGAUAGAGAUAGAGUUGAGUUGUCGGCCGACUGUCCUGUUAGUGUGGUCACAACGCCCCUGUCUAAAAUAUAAUUAGAUCUUAUGACUGAUAAGUACAUUGAAUUGUUUCUAUUAUGAUAUUUUUUUACUCUACGUAUUUAUUCCGGUACGAUCGCCACUGUCAUCUCACAUGUCACACAAUGUCACAUGUUUACAUUUUACUUAGAUGUUAUUAAAAUUAAAUAUUGCUAACUAGAUUUUAUUAAAAUAUAUAAGA
Papilio xuthus (Asian swallowtail) is the source of this 2961-nucleotide messenger RNA. It is a transcript of the gene Pten, whose product is annotated as phosphatase and tensin-like protein. NCBI's taxonomy places the organism in Eukaryota, Metazoa, Arthropoda, Insecta, Lepidoptera, Papilionidae. The transcript is spliced from 10 exons. Gene Ontology annotation, molecular function: phosphatidylinositol-3,4,5-trisphosphate 3-phosphatase activity; protein tyrosine phosphatase activity. Gene Ontology annotation, biological process: phosphatidylinositol dephosphorylation; negative regulation of cell population proliferation; protein dephosphorylation. Gene Ontology annotation, cellular component: cell projection; plasma membrane; nucleus. The record is from RefSeq and is a predicted model, not a curated record. The coding region runs from base 522 to 1856 and encodes 444 amino acids.